GACGAAUCGAGCGUUAGUCGAGCGCCAUCCACCUCUUCGACAACGUGCGUCGCGCGUGGUCUCUCGUACAACGCGAUACUCGAUAAUCGUACUUAAAAAAUCUCAACUUUUCGAAUAUUUCAAAUAAAUUACUAACGUAUAUAGUAUAUAUAGUCUAAUAAUUGGUUCAAUACUUAAAACAAAUUAGAGCAAUUAUUCUAUUUACUGAAACGAAGAAAAGAAAUAUCGAAUAUCUCGUUAAACCAGAGUGUUACUUCAUCUACUUCUCUUAUCAAGAAUAAACACACUUGGAGAAUGUCUUGCCCAAUGAGCAGUGUUGAAAAGGAUAAUCGGAAUGAUCAGGCACAGCAGGAUGAGAUAACGCCAAAAUCGGCGUUACAGUAUGGCGAUUAUUUGUGUUUAGACAAGAUCUUGACUGCGCAAAGGCUUCUUAGCGACGAACAUGGCAAUAAAGUGCACGACGAACAUCUUUUUAUUAUCACUCAUCAAGCGUACGAGCUUUGGUUCAAGCAAAUUAUUUUCGAGCUCGACUCCGUUAGGAGCCUCUUCAGCUCCGAAUCCAACAAUUGCAAUGGGUCCAAUGGGUCUUCCAACGAUCAUUCGGCCGCCAACCACGGCAAUGGAAUUUCUCACGUUCUGAAAGAGUCGAAAACCCUGGAAAUCCUCAAACGAUUGCAUCGCAUUGGGCUUAUUCUGAAGUUAUUGGUGGAUCAAGUUACAAUUCUGGAAACGAUGACGCCGUUGGAUUUCAUGGAGUUUAGGGAUCUGUUGUGCCCGGCCUCGGGUUUCCAAUCCCUGCAAUUCCGUCUACUGGAGAACAAACUGGGCGUAAAACAAGAGCUCAGAUAUAAAUACAGUUACGUACAGAUCUUCAAAAAUCCCGAGGCCAUCGAGGCGAUCAAGCGAUCUGAGGAAGAGCCUAAUCUCUGUAGUCUGAUUCAGAGUUGGUUGAGCAGAACGCCAGGGCUCGAGCCACACGACUUCGAUUUCUGGGGAAAGUAUAAGCGAUCGGUGGACAGGAUGCUUACCGAGCAAGAACAAACCAUACUUAAGUCGGACAAAUGCGUCAACAACAAUAAGUUGAACGAUAUGUACAAGCGCAAGCGAAUACUUUUCGAAAGCAUUUUCAACGAGUCGCACCACAAUGCUCUCGUCUCACGUGGGGAACGCAGAUUUUCGCACAUUGCCCUCCAGGGAGCAAUAAUGAUCAACCUGUAUCGGGAUGAACCACGAUUCAGUCAGCCGCAUCAAAUCCUAUCGGAGUUAAUGAACAUCGACUCUCUAAUCACGAAAUGGAGGUAUAAUCAUGUUAUCAUGGUACAACGAAUGAUCGGAUCUCAACAAUUGGGCUCUGGUGGCUCCUCCGGCUACCAAUAUUUGAAGUCCACAUUAAGCGAUCGAUACAUAGUCUUUCUGGACUUGUUCAACCUGUCGAAUUUCAUGAUACCACGUCGCAUGAUCCCGCCGUUGACGAAGCAAAUGAAAAUGAAACUAUCAAUAGCCACGUACUCGGACGAGGACCAAGAUGAAUCGAUCAACUCUCUAGAAAGCUUGAAAAUUAGCUCACCCAGCACACAACAAAGUUCAUAAAAUUCUAAUAGGUUUUAACGUUUCUUUAACGUCACGUAGUCAGUGUAUAUUAUGCACUCACGCUGAUACAAUUAGAUUAUAGUUAGACGAACGCUUGAAAGUGAAUGCUCUCUUCAAAACGUUUAGCGUUAGAAUUAAAUAUUUCUGAAAGGCUUCUCGGAAUUAAUCUACGAUAACGUUAACAUUGAAAAGUAAAAUUUCAAAUAUGUAUUCAAAGUUAUUUAUGAAAACGUUUCCGAUUACUAAUUAGAUUAGACGGGGUGAUUUAAAGUAGCGUUUCUCAAACUUUUUCGCCGCGCAACUCCCAAAAAACGUAAAAAAGGUGAAAUUAAUACUUUGCGACCCCCUGUAAAACCCCAGGAGGGUACAAUGAGACUAUUUCACUCACUUAAAGAAAAUUUCGUACGAGAAAUUUUAUAAAAUUAUUAUUUUGCGACCCCCAUUUCGAGAACCGCUGAUCUAAAGAAAAGUUUAUCUCCAUUGUUCACAGUGUCUAUCGUUAAUAAAAAAAGCUCAUAGCUGUGUCUAACGAUUGCAGAUAUCACUUUCUCACAGAUUAACUUUUCCUCUUGGAUUGCCUUCUGUUAAAAUAAUUGUAUUCGGUAGACUUCUUCUGACGUAACAAAUAAUACGAGAAACAUAAUUAACAGCA
Molecule: messenger RNA, 2242 nt
Organism: Vollenhovia emeryi
Lineage: Eukaryota; Metazoa; Arthropoda; Insecta; Hymenoptera; Formicidae
Gene: vermilion
Product: tryptophan 2,3-dioxygenase
Exons: 7
Coding region: 295-1590 (431 amino acids)
Molecular function (GO): heme binding; metal ion binding; L-tryptophan 2,3-dioxygenase activity
Source: RefSeq, a predicted model, not a curated record